GCAGCUUCUCAAAUCCUGAUCCAAACCAUAUCAUUGGAGAGAGCUCAACGCUGGCUCCAGAUCAGAAAGACAGGGAGACUCCAGGGUGUGGUUUGCUGUGGGAAAGGCUGGUCGUUAAGCACUCUGGAGGUGGAGUGCACUCUCUAGUCAUCCCCUGCGUGACCCCUGAAGCACUGCUCAGGGCUCAGGAGCCCUGGUACAUCCUGCCAUUGGGUGUGUGUGAGCAGGGAGAUGGCCACACUUUCCUGUCUACGCCAAGACUCCAUCUGUACCGGUGUGUGUGUGUGUUCAGGGUCCAAGUUAAGAUGUCUAACUACAAGCGUGCAACGUUUGAGGAGGAGGAUGGGACAGACAUCCCUGCCGAUGGAGCCAUCUCUCCUGACAGUGUGGAGGUGGGUUUCCGUAAGGGUGGUAUUCAGUUGUUUGGUCCACUGGGCAGGAGGACUCAACUGGAAGUAGUGUUGGCCGGUCUGCUUCUCGCUUCACUUCUAGCUCUGUUCGGCUGUGCGAUUACACUCGGAGUCCGCUAUAAUAGAGAUCCCGCCCGUAGUAUCUGUCUAACAGAGGCAUGUGUAACCGUGGCCAGUAAGAUCGUGGAAGCUCUGGACCGCUCUGCUGACCCAUGUCAGGAUUUUUACCAGUACGCCUGUGGAGGAUGGGUCCGCAAAAACCCCCUGCCAGAUGGCCGGUCCCGCUGGAGCACAUUUAACAGCAUCUGGGACCAGAACCAGGCUGUGCUCAAACACCUGCUGGAAAACGGCACUUUUAACUCAAGCAGUGAAGCAGAGAGGAAGACGCAGUCCUACUACCUUUCCUGUCUCAAUGAACAACGAAUAGAAGAGCUUGGAGCCCAACCACUCAUCGACUUGAUUGCAAAGAUAGGGGGCUGGAACAUCACAGAGUCUUGGGACAAAGACAACUUUCUAGACGUUUUAAAGAUAGUUUCUGGACCCUACAGAGCUCAGCCCUUCUUCACUGUUGGUGUCAGCGUUGAUCCCAAAAACUCCAACAGUAAUGUCAUUCAGGUCGAUCAAUCAGGACUCUUCCUCCCAUCCCGAGAUUAUUACCUCAACAAAACCAAUGAGAAGGUGUUGAAGGCUUACCUGGAUUACAUGGUCGAGUUGGGAUUGUUGUUGGGAGGAGACAGGAAUUCCACCCGCGUCCAGAUGCAGCAGAUUUUGGACUUUGAGACGGCGCUGGCUAACAUCACAGUGCCUCAGGACGAGCGGCGGGACGAGGAGAAGAUCUACCACAAAAUAACCAUAGCUGAUCUGCAGGUGCUGGCUCCGGCCGUCGAGUGGCUGGAUUAUCUGAACUUCGUCCUAUCACCGCUGGAGCUGAACGACACUGAGCCCGUGGUGGUCUACGCUAAAGAAUACCUGCAACAGGUUUCGGAUCUUAUCAACAAGACGGACCACAGUCUUUUGAAUAAUUACAUGAUCUGGAAUCUGGUGCAGAAAGGAGCGUCCAGUCUGGACCAGCGCUUUGAGAACGCUCAGGAUAAGCUGCUGGAGAGCCUUUAUGGCACUAAGAAGUCGUGUACUCCACGCUGGCAGACGUGUAUUGGGAACACAGAUGACACUCUUGGUUUCGCGUUGGGUGCUCUUUUCGUCAAAGCCACUUUCGACAAACAGAGCAAAGAAAUAGCGGAGGGGAUGAUCAAUGAAAUCCGCACAGCUUUCAAAGAUGCGCUGGAUGAUUUGAACUGGAUGGAUGAACAGACCCGACAAGCUGCCAAGGACAAGGCGGAUGCCAUCUACGACAUGAUCGGAUUUCCAGACUUCAUUUUGGACUCUAAAGAGCUUGAUGACGUGUAUGACGGGUAUGAGGUUACAGAAGACAACUUCUUCCAGAAUAUGAUCAACUUCUAUAACUUCUCAGCGCGAGUGAUGGCGGACCAGCUGCGCAAGCCGCCCAACAGAGACCAAUGGAGCAUGACUCCACCCACGGUGAACGCAUACUACAUGCCCACCAAGAACGGCAUCGUCUUUCCCGCCGGCAUCUUACAGGCCCCCUUCUACGCCCAGGAUCACCCCAAAGCUUUAAACUUCGGUGGCAUUGGAGUGGUGAUGGGACAUGAGUUAACUCAUGCCUUUGAUGACCAAGGCAGAGAGUACGACAAAGAUGGAAACCUUCGGCCGUGGUGGCAGAACUCGUCGGUGGACGCGUUCAAGAACCGCACCGAGUGCAUGAUCGAUCAGUACACUCAGUACACCAUCAACGGAGAGCACAUCAACGGCAAACAGACGCUGGGAGAAAACAUCGCAGACAACGGCGGCCUGAAAGCUGCCUAUCAUGCGUAUCGCUCGUGGGUGAAGAAGAACGGUGAAGAGAAGAGACUCCCGGCUGUCAAUCUGACAAACGACCAGCUCUUCUUCGUGGGUUUUGCACAGGUGUGGUGUUCGGUCCGAACGCCAGAAAGCGCUCACGAGGGCCUGAUGACGGACCCUCACAGCCCACCCAAAUACCGCGUGAUCGGCACUCUGUCCAACUCGCCCGACUUCGCGGAGCACUUCCAGUGUCCGCUGGGCUCUCCCAUGAACUCAGGCCACCGCUGCGAGGUGUGGUGAUGCGUCGCCCACCGGACACCAGCACGCUUGCACAGACCAGCCCGGCCAAAACCCGCUCAACGGACAGACAGCUCUGGCGCUCUGUCAAACGCUGUUUUUUAUUUAUGUGCUCCGAGUUAUUUGAGGAGUGGGGCUGAAAGCAGGAGGACGAAGCGAGCGCCUGCCAACAUUGAUGUUCGACCCAUAUCAAGUUCUCCUCCUCCAACCGCCAUAUCGGACUCGCUUUAUUUAUUUGUUCGCUGGACCUGGGGGGGGGGUGCUAAGACGCCCCGUCCCACGCUUACAUGUGUGUUUGUGCGCUUCUUACCUUGAUUUACAACAAGCCCGAUUCCUGGUCUUCUGAUCUGGGAGACGCGAGCGCUGCGAUGCCGCCGGGAACACCUCACAGGAAAUGUUUGGCUCCAUCUGCGAUGACUUCACAAGGAAGUUUCACAUUCUCGCCGUGACCUCACAGGAAGCACUGAACAGCAUCUGCGACCCCCCCCAGCCCAACCACACACACACACACACACACACAGGAAAGAAGAGCUUUCAAGAAUGAGGCUAUCAAACGACAGGGAGAGCCACUCGUCCCAUCCUGCGUGUCAUGUUAUGAUCUUGACAAAGUUGAAAUGAAAUGUUCAUUUUGAACUGCUUUUUGCCAAAGAACAAUUUUAGGUUUGGUCCUUGUGUAAGUGAACGUGGACGUCCGCACCGCUUCGCCUUCGGUAACUCCAUUCCAGUGUAAUUCCGCUGUGUUUUCAUGUCGUGCUCAACUUUGUCGGUUCUGCUGAAGUGUUGUCAUGCUGCGUUCUGAAAACCACUAAAAAGGUGAAUCUCACCCGUCUUCGAGUCAUAUUUCACUCCAAAAUUUUUAUUAUUACUUGCGUAAACAAAUUUUUGGAGCUACUGCAUGUUUUUACCUUCGUUUAGUCUCAGUUUAGCACGUGUCCGCCCCCCAGUUCCAUUAGAUUUGUUUAAAAAUGAUACAUUUUGCAAUAUAUCCAAAAAGAAAACUUUUAUAUUUUAAUAAUUUUUCACAAUAUUACACUUUUACCGUAUUUAUUUAAUCAGAUAAAUGCAACCUUUGUAAGCUUAAGAGAGUUUUCAAAAACAGUUAAAAAGUAACCGAUUUUAGCCAUUAUUUUUAACAAUGGCCUUGAUUUUCUCAUUUUGGACUGAAAUAUGACACAUUCUUGGCAAUUCUUGAAAUUCACCCAAAAGCGUUCCGUUAUCGUCUUCUAAACUUCCCAGCAUGCCAGAUGUGUUUCAAGGAGUUGCAUCAGACGUCAUUGAAUUUUUUUUUACGCUCGUUUCAGGUUGGAUUGCUGCCGUGUGCGAUUCCAUCUCCGGCUUUUUCAUUUGCUGUAAAUUGACCCUGCAAGCACAUUUUAAUCUGAAUGUUUGUGCUGUUGGAGUGUCUGAUAGACCAGUUUCUCUUUCAAUCUGGCUUCUGCCUCCGGUUUUGUCUUCGACGUAUUUCGAAUGCUGCUGACUUCACCUUUUCUUGGUUUUUGUUUGAUUGAAACCAGAGUUGAAUCGCACCAUUGUAAAAGUGUUUCCCGCAGCUGGCAUAUAAACAUCCACAUUUCAACUCUAUUUUCUAGCUAGAGGCUGAGAGCGCUAAUUAGCUGAGAUUGAGGUUAACUGCUAAAUGUUACGUCCCAGAUAUUCACAGAUUCUAGCUGUUAACGAUCACUUAUAUUAAGAUGUGCACAUUUGGUAAAGGAAUGGUUAACCCAAAAAUGAACAUUUUGUGUGCUUUACUGUAUGCUGGCUUGUAUGAAAGCUUAUUUCUGCCACAGAACAAAAUCAUUUUUAAUUUCAAAAAAGUUUUCAAUUUCACAAAUCUUUUUUUUAUAACAGUAAUCAGUAUAUAUACACACACAAACACACGUAUAUAUCACAAUUGGUACUUUUUUUGAUGAAUUGUCAGUUUAUAACUAUAUACUGCGAGAUAAAGUCACAUCACUGUUUAUAUGCCUUUUCUGUGGCAGAAAUAAUCUAUAGGUUCGGACUGACGAGAUAAAUUCAUUUUUGGGUGAAUUAUUGCUUUAACCGCUUAGUCGGUCUUUCUUCAUGUUGUCCAUCAAACACAAGUUUUACUCUGUGAUUAGUUUGCUUGAACGAUGUGCAUCUGACUGAACGCCUCCUGGCUUCCUCUUUGUAUAUUUAUCAAAUACCAUGAAUAUUUUUUGGUGACGUUGCCGUUGAUGGGCUCCGCGAGGAUUGUGGAGCAGACGCCAGUCUAAAGUUUUGCCAUGGAGAGGCAUUUGGUUUUGGCCUUAAUAAUUAACUGUAGACUUACAGAAUACAAUGUACAUAUAUAGACUUAAACAUAUUUCAAGUUCAAAGAACAAACGUAAACUUGAAAUGUUUCAAAGCCUUUAAAUAGCCAGUAAAUACCGUUUAAGUGUGUCGCAUACUUAUUUGCUACUUGAGUCUCAAAUAGCAAAUUGCCAAUUCAGAAUUCCGUUUUGAGACCUGAAAGAGGUUUUUGACUGAUUAUCUAAAUGUUUUUGCUGGAUGAAAGCCAUUUAUUGUGCUUUGGCUGGAGAGGGAUGGAGGUAUUUAUCAUAUUCUGACAUAGACACUUCACUUUCAGUGUUUCAGAGAAGCUCAACUUUAAGAAAUGGUAGAUGUGAAUCAUAAUUUUCCAGAAUGUCAUGAAAUGUGCCACACACCUCAUUCCGUUCAGAAUUAGGGGAUGGAACAGGGUGACACUGUCCACCCCUUCACUGUUAAAUACUGAAACUUAAAUACCCAACUUUAUGAAGAUGUUGCCUUAUUUAAUUUAUAGAGUGUACGUUCACCAUUUACUCAACUGUAGUUUGUUGUCAUCUCUCUUUUGUACUGCUGGCAUUGAUUGAUGUUUGAGAGGUUACACUGUCUUAGAGUUGUUGUUUUUUUUGCUUUUCUUUUCUCUUUGUGUUUUUUUUUUUUUUUUUUUAAUGAGAUGACUUUCCCUGAAUUAUUAGUUGGCAGGGGAAAAUGCUCUGCCCGGCGUGUAGUGCAGCAUUCCACCUAGAGAACCGUCAAUGAACAUGAAAUAAAGGAUAUAUAUAUUAUAAAAA
This is a messenger RNA of Puntigrus tetrazona (Sumatra barb), 5623 nucleotides long. RefSeq names its product endothelin converting enzyme 2b (gene ece2b). Gene Ontology annotation, biological process: protein processing. Gene Ontology annotation, cellular component: plasma membrane. The transcript has 19 exons. Gene Ontology annotation, molecular function: metalloendopeptidase activity. The record is from RefSeq and is a predicted model, not a curated record. Lineage: Eukaryota; Metazoa; Chordata; Actinopteri; Cypriniformes; Cyprinidae. Bases 306 to 2570 code for a protein of 754 amino acids.